UUCCAUUGACAAGCACAAUAGUGCUAGGCUAAUUUCACAAGAAAAGAGAAACACCGUACAUUACUCGAACAUAAACAGCACAAAGAUGUCUGAGGAACUGGAAAAAUCUGAUGGGAAAAUUGUGAAGAUGGAUGUUGACUACAGUUCAACUGUAGAUCAACGUCUCCCGGAAUGCGAAAAAAUGGCUAAAGAGGGCAAGCUGCAAGAGGCUAUUGAGAGUUUGUUGUCAUUGGAGAAGCAAUCCAGAACGGCCUCAGACAUGGUGUCCACUUCCAGAAUCCUUGUGGCUGUGGUACAGAUGUGUUAUGAAGCCAAAGACUGGGAUGCACUGAAUGAAAACAUCAUGUUGCUCACCAAAAGAAGGAGUCAGCUAAAACAGGCUGUUGCCAAGAUGGUGCAAGAAUGCUACAAGUAUGUGGAUACUGUAACCGAUCAGCCCAUCAAGCUGAGACUCAUCGACACACUUCGCACCGUGACGGCUGGCAAGAUCUAUGUGGAGAUUGAGCGUGCCAGGUUGACGAAGACCUUGGCCAAUAUCAAGGAGGCGAACGGAGAGAUCAAAGAGGCAGCUGCCAUUCUUCAGGAGCUGCAGGUGGAGACAUAUGGCUCUAUGCCGAAAAAGGAGAAGGCGGAGUUCAUCUUGGAGCAGAUGAGGCUUUGCGUUGCAGUCAAGGAUUACGUUCGCACCCAGAUCAUCAGCAAGAAGAUAAGCACCAGAUUUUUCACAGAGGAAAGCAAUGCGGAGGCCAAGCUGAAGUUCUACAACCUGAUGAUUCAUGUCGACCAGCACGAGGGAUCCUACCUGUCCAUCUGCAAACACUUCCGGGCCAUCUAUGACACCCCCUGCAUCUUGGAGGACAGCAGCAAGUGGCAACAGGUACUGAAGAGUGUGGUGCUGUACGUGAUUCUCUCCCCUUACGACAACGAGCAGUCGGAUCUCGUGCACAGAAUCAGUGAGGACAAGAAACUGGAAGAAAUUCCGAAGUACAAGGACCUUCUGAAACAGUUCACCACGAUGGAGCUGAUGCGCUGGGCCACCCUGGUGGAGGAUUAUGGGAAGGAGCUGAGAGAGGGCUCAGCUGACAGUCCUGCCACAGACGUCUUCGCUUCUUCAGAAGAAGGGGAGAGUCGGUGGAAGAACCUGAAAAACCGAGUUGUGGAGCAUAACAUCAGAAUAAUGGCCAAAUAUUACACCAGAAUCACGAUGAAAAGGAUGGCUGGACUCCUGGACCUCUCUAUUGACGAAUCUGAGGAGUUCCUCUCCAGCCUAGUUGUAAACAAGACCAUCUACGCCAAGGUCGACAGGCUGGCGGGCAUCAUCAACUUUCAGAGUCCCAAAGACCCCAACGACCUGCUCAACGACUGGUCGCACAAACUCAACUCCCUCAUGUCUCUGGUCACCAAGACCACACAUCUCAUUGCCAAGGAGGAGAUGAUCCACAACAUGCAGUGAAACAUUGACAAACGACAACAUAUUUUCUGUUUCGGUUCAUAUUUGUUUUUGUUUUUUCCUUCUGUGGGAAUGUUUUGAAUAAACAGUACAUAAGCGGACUGUGAAUGCAGCGUUAAUCCAAUGAUAUAUAAGUGAAGAUAAAUCUGCAGCACCCCAACUAUGUUCACUUUUCACUUUCCAGUAAAACCUUGAGAAUAAACACAUGAGCACCUCCCUUCUCAGUGACUGGAUCCUAUAUAUGCUUCCCUUUACGAUAUAAUGGAUAUUAAAACGUAGUUUCAUAUUCAUUGCUGUAUGAAAAUCAGGCUAAAAACUAUUUUUGUAUGCGUAGCAAUGUAAAUCAUAACCUCACAUAUGGUUAACAGAGUUGUAGGUUUUAAACCGGUCCGACGUACAAUCAGAGGGCAAAUGUUAAGCUUCUUAUAAGCAUCACUGCAACGCAUCAUUUACAUGUUUUCUGUCUAAAGGAUUAUUAAAGUACAAGUGGAAAUACAGUAAUGUGAAAUGAA
Pseudoliparis swirei is the source of this 1962-nucleotide messenger RNA. RefSeq names its product proteasome 26S subunit, non-ATPase 12 (gene psmd12). The transcript has 11 exons. NCBI's taxonomy places the organism in Eukaryota, Metazoa, Chordata, Actinopteri, Perciformes, Liparidae. Gene Ontology annotation, cellular component: nuclear proteasome complex; proteasome regulatory particle, lid subcomplex; cytoplasm. The record is from RefSeq and is a predicted model, not a curated record. The coding region runs from base 86 to 1453 and encodes 455 amino acids.